CAACGCGAGAGCACCGUGAAAUUAUGCGAAUGUGUGCGUCAGUGGCGCGCUGCUGCAGUUAUUUGGAGUUCAACUACUACUCGUCUUAUUAUACUAUGAUAGCACGGAUAAAAGGAGACCGCAUUGAGGCAAUAAGAAAAAAAUUUGAGGCUUUCUUAGAAGAGGACAAGAAGCGUAAACAGCGAAAUGAAUACAUUUUGGGAAAACUGGACAAAAUGUGUACGUGUAAGGCUCUCGUUCCACAAUAUAAGCCCAAUCUCUCUGUUGGUGCUUAUGGACCACAACUACAAGGGCGUCAGAUACCUUAUCUAGACAGGUGCGUCUCUAAUUUGGUCAUGUGCUCGUCACAUGGCGACAAUUUGAACCUUUCAAAUUUUGAAAAUAACUCGCAAAUAUUUCAAGAAAUAGUUCAAAAGUUCAUACUGAUACCUAAAAAUCAGGCUGUAAGUGAGGUUAACGUGGAGCAACCAAAACAACAACAGGCGCAACACAAAUCUGGUACGGACGAUAUUAACUGGAAAAGCAAAUAUGACAUUUUGAAUCAAUUAAAAGAAAACGACAAAGAACCAACUAAAUUAAUUACAGUUACCAACGAAAUACCAACAAAAGAACAACCAAUGAAAGAUACAAAUGAAUCAAACCGUCAUCCCGCAACUCACUCAACGCUGCCAGACGUGCACUCAGAAAAUUCCAUAUCCAUUCAAUCAUGUUACAAACCCCAAAAAUGUGACGAUAACCGCCUUGAAGGUUAUGCAGACUUUAUGAUCCAGGAACUAAGAGAAAACGUCAAUUAUGAUAUUGAUGACCAAUUCAAAACUGCAGGUACUAGUGAACAAAUUGAAUCGAACUCAGAAUCAAAGUUUGUAUAUCGCAACACACAAAUUAAACAAGCCAGUAAAGGCCACGCCGGUGAUAGCAACAGUGAAUUUUUAGACAUCCAUAAUAAUUAUAACGUUAAAUCUUUGGAACAUGAAAAUAACGAUUACCAGACAACUCAAGAAAAUGUUACGGAUAACGCUAAAUCAGAGUUUUUACUAGAUAAUAGCUCUAUUCAACAAAAAUCAUCGACUAAUGCUCUAAACGAGUUUAACAAUUCUAUGCAGCAGUAUACAGAAAAAAGUGAACAAUCUGAGUCUAUGCAACAUCCAAUAAAUGUCAUGAACCCCGAAGAAUUUACACCACGCCCCGGUGUAGUCCUAGACGAUGGAGUUAAUAUAAAUUCUAAAGAUGAACAAUCAGAGCGAACGCAAUAUCCAUUAGACGUCAUAAACUAUGAGGAGUUUAUUCCAAAUGAAAAUGUUGUGCUACAAGAUGGAGGGCAUAUAAAUUAUGAGGGAUAUAAGGAAAGUGACCAAUCAGAACGUACUCAAUACUCAACAAAUGACACAUACAACCCUGAAGAAUUCACGUCAAAUGAUGGUGUAGCCAUUGGGGAAGCAGUGAAUACAAAUCCUGAAGGAUAUGAGGAAGCUAGUAACUAUGGUACUGUAACACUAUCUCAUCAGCCUGGUAACGUAGAUGACACGGUGGAGCCUGACCUCGGGCAAACUGAAAUAGAAGAAAACCCUACAGUUAAAGGAAUUGAAGAAUUUGAAGCUGAACAAAGAGAUAUGUGGCAUGAGCCGCCGGGUGAAAAUGCAGCGUAUUCACAGGAAGCAUACGAACAACCAAAUCAGUAUUACUACGAACAAGGGCAGGAGUAUCCUGUAGAUGUGAACGAGCACGCAGAAACACAACUAAAUUACGAUCAGAGUUACCAACAACAGUAUGUUAAUCAAUACGAAGCGCAAUAUCAACAGGAAAACCAACAAUACGACCAGACACAAUCUUAUCACGAAGGUUACGAACAAAAUUAUGACGCUCAGCCGGUGUACGACGGUUACAACGAAGAAGAGUCAAAUCACCACCAACAGCAAAUACUUGGAACCCCCCAAACCAUUGAGCAGGAGUUAGAUAAGGAACAAGAUUUUGUGGAGAAAGACAUUGAAAAGAAUGAAGCACCAGACACAAACGCUCCGGAAUCGCCGGCCAAUACCGGGGUUAAGCCAAUGGAGAUGAAAUAGUUAUAGUAACAGUCCGAAAUAUUAGUAGGUAGGUACCUAAAAUUUUAAAUCGAUAAAAAUGUGGUGUAACUGUGUAACGUGAACAAGUCAUGGUAAAAGUAGCCAAGUAAAUGUUUACCACGCAACCGAUUUGUUAUCAAUAUUUACGUCACAUAUAACAUCCUCUACUGUAACGUAAGUUUUUACUAUAUAUUUAAAUCGUGAGCCGUCGACGUGUCUAGUCCGUAGUACUGACUCAAAUUCAAAUAAUUAUUGCACAUAACUUUUGUUUUUGACUUCUAACAAUUCGAUUUUUCUUUCAGCUUGUACAGGGUCAAGAGCACGUCAAGCGUGACACUUAAAACUUUAAUCCUACUCUAUGCCGCUUACGUUAAGAACGGUCCCAAGUACAAAGUGUCAAGCUUGAUGUGCUCUUGACUGUACAGUCACCUGCUAUGAAACGUAUAUGGGUAAAUUAUGCAUAAUUAGUAUUUGUUAGUGUGUGCGUCGCUGUGGUCAACCUCAUAUCUUCUCCUUUGUCUACUCGUUUCCUGUCUAUAGUAAGCUUCUAUGUAACACGGGGCGAAAUGAAUGGCUUUAUUCAUCAAGUAUAUAACCAGAAAUAGAGACGAAUUGUCAUUUAAUUUGAUUGAAACCUAUUCUGCCAUGUCAUUACUGUGACAACUGCGCC
Hyposmocoma kahamanoa is the source of this 2733-nucleotide messenger RNA. Its product is annotated as drebrin-like protein. The record is from RefSeq and is a predicted model, not a curated record. NCBI's taxonomy places the organism in Eukaryota, Metazoa, Arthropoda, Insecta, Lepidoptera, Cosmopterigidae. Bases 24 to 2063 code for a protein of 679 amino acids. The transcript has 3 exons.